Messenger RNA from Stylophora pistillata, 1130 nucleotides. RefSeq names its product octopamine receptor beta-1R. Gene Ontology annotation, molecular function: G protein-coupled receptor activity. Lineage: Eukaryota; Metazoa; Cnidaria; Anthozoa; Scleractinia; Pocilloporidae. The record is from RefSeq and is a predicted model, not a curated record. Gene Ontology annotation, cellular component: plasma membrane. Gene Ontology annotation, biological process: positive regulation of MAPK cascade; adenylate cyclase-activating adrenergic receptor signaling pathway.
UUACUGUUUAAAAAAAGUGUUACAUUCUAUUCAAGAAACUUAAUAACGUGGAACUCGGCCAACAAGGAAAAUCCUUGACGAGAAGAUCUGUCGAGCGAAAGAACUAUACCAUGGAGCUUUUGAUAACUUUCUUGUACGCUUCCCUGAGCAUUAUCAUUACUUUCGCCAAUCUGCUUGUGAUCCUCUCCGUUUAUUCGACGCGCGCUCUGCGAAAGGUCACCAAUUAUUCUCUGGUUUCGUUGGCGUUCGCUGAUCUUGCUGUUGGUGUGGUUGUUCUACCUGUAAGGAUACACGAAGCACAAGACCCUCACAAGUCGCAAGAUUUUAGUUGGUGCCAAUUUUCACUGAGUCUAACAUUGCUCAGUUUGUCUGCUUCUGUGUUGAAUCUUUUAAUUGUUACUGUGGAGCGUUACUUUGCUAUAAUUCUGCCUCUUACUUACUCUACUAAAUUUACCGCUCGACGAAUUUUUUUCGCAAUAAUCCUCGUCUGGUUUAUUGCAAUCUUAGCUUCGUUCUUGCCGUUCGUUACUUUGGGGAACAUGGCAGCUCGAGAGCGCAGCCGAGAGCACAAGGUCUGUCGAUUUGCAGAUACAAUGAGCCCGGAAUAUUUGACAGCUUUUUCAGCUGCCAUCGUUUUAAUUCCAACUUUGUUUAUCACAGCCGCCUAUUUGAAAAUUUACCAGGCAGCGGUCAAGCUGGGAAGAAGACUGAAAGCAUUACGUGUGCAGCGGGAUCCAGAUCGUAAUAUUGCGAAGGUGUUAAAGGAAUCUAAAGCCGCUAGAACAGUUGGAAUUGUGGUCGGAGUAUUUUAUCUGUGCUGGAUUCCUUUUAUGGUGGCAGUCAUUUUGAGCGCAUUCGUCGAAAAUUUGAUCACCCCAGUUGUAGUUCUGGUCAUUUCUGUUCUUAUCUAUAGCAAUUCCGCCAUCAACCCAGUCCUCUAUGGUUAUCUGAAUCGCGACUUCCGGUUGGCUUACAAAAGGAUGUUUUCGAAAGUUUCCUUACCAAAAGCAUGCGCAAGAGUCCGUCCUCGCGAAAGAAAUAGAUGCUAUGAGUUACCGGAGUUAUCCACGAGUUCUCAGCAAACUCAAGGGAUGUAUAUCAGUGACAGUGCCUUGUGAUUGCUUAGCGAU